This is a messenger RNA of Funneliformis geosporum, 384 nucleotides long. The record is from the annotation of a GenBank genome assembly. Lineage: Eukaryota; Fungi; Glomeromycota; Glomeromycetes; Glomerales; Glomeraceae.
AUGGUCCAAGACCACACUUCCUUUACAGUUUUAUCAGUCUCUUGUAAACAUAUUGAAUCGACCAAUCGAAUUAGUGUUACCUUAUCUAAAAACUCGGCACAAUCCUUUUAUCUAGACCAACCUAAAAAAACUAAACCAGUUGAGUUAGCAACUCCCCCAACUAAACCCGAUGACUGUCUCCAAGAUGCUCAAAAUUGUGUUUACUUUUCCUUUUUUAACUCGAAAGAAAAGAAACUCUACACCCGCUUCAAAGACAAAGUCGAAGCCAACUUUGAGGGAACCCAAGCUCAGCAACCCCUGUUAUUUUUAACCCUCACUUUUAACACUAAACAUGACAAUUAUUCGGCUUUUACUACUAAUUGGAAUCCGGAAGAUCCCGUUUGA